Oryzias latipes (Japanese medaka) is the source of this 1824-nucleotide messenger RNA. RefSeq names its product coiled-coil domain containing 51 (gene ccdc51). The record is from RefSeq and is a predicted model, not a curated record. Lineage: Eukaryota; Metazoa; Chordata; Actinopteri; Beloniformes; Adrianichthyidae.
CCCUCUUAAGUGCCUGAACGAAAAUACUGAGGAGACGCGACUCCUGUUCAUUGAUUAUAGUUUGGAUUAAAAUCUGAUUUCCACGGGGACAGAAAUGCUCUGACAGCACGUCCAGAAGGCGCCUGUUUUCCUGUGAGAUUGGCUGCUUCUCUUCUCCAUGAGGAGAACCCCGGCUUGUCUCUGGGCUCAGGGCUCGUGCCGUCUGUCCCGGCACCGCCUGCCCUUUAGAACCGGUCCGGUCCAAACCUACGCUUCUCUGCAGCAGCCUGGGCCUCCUUCGCCCUCCACUCCCCCCCCUGAGAAUAGAGGUGGAGCCGAGGCAGUGAAGGAGCGCGUCCUCUCUGCCUUCCAACAUGCGGGCGCUUUGGGGCGGCGGUGGAGUCAGAGGUCGGCUCAGGCGGCCUCAGCCACCGUCAAUCACUGGUGGGGACGGUACGAGGAGUUUGUGGGACUCAACGAGGUCCGAGACGCUCAAACCAAAGUGACCGAGGCUGAGGCGGCGUUCAUGGUGGCCAGGGGCAUCGUGCGGGAGGCGCAUGGCAGCUUGGAGGCCCUGCAGGGCCGGCUGAAGGAGGUCAGAGACCGGCUGGACAGGGUCUCUCGGGAGGAGGCGCACUACCUGGAACUGGCAACGCUGGAGCACAAGCUGCUGCAGGAGGAGCGGCGACUCCGGACGGCGUACGAGAGUGCAGAGGGCUCGGAGAGGGAGAAGUUCUCCUUGUUCUCAGCAGCCGUCAGGGAGAGCCACGAGAAGGAGAGGACGAGGGCGGAGCGGACCAAGAACUGGUCCGUCAUCGGCUCGGUGCUGGGAGCGCUGAUCGGCGUCAUGGGAUCGACGUACAUCAACCGCGUACGGCUCCAGGAGCUGAAGAACCUCCUCCUGGAGGCUCAGAAAGGUCCCGAGAGCCUGCAGGAGGCGCUCAAAGUCCAGGCUGGAAACCACCGCUCCCAGCAGGACGAGCUGCGCUCGCUCAUCGACAGUCUGAAGGUCGCUCUGGCGGACGUGUUCACGUGGCGGGACGGCGUUUCUCCACAGAGGUUGGGCCCCCCCGCAGAGCCUCCUGCUGCUCCUCCUCUGGCUUUGAGGGACCUCGGCGUCAGCAGCCAGAGGAGUCUGUCCCUGCUGGAGUCGCUCCCGCCACAGCUCGGCCGGCUGGAGCGAGGCCUCGGGCGGGUUGAGGGCGGCGUGUCCGCCGUCAGAAGACUCCUGGAGACCAAACCACAAACGGAAACGCAGACAGUGGUUCAGGCUGGGGGUCUGCAGCUGCAGGGGGAGGGGCAAAGGGAGGCGGAGACGGCGGGGAGGAGUCUGGCGGAGGCUCAGAGCAUGCUGGGAGAAAAGAUCAGGACCAACACUUUCUACACUGCGGUGUUCACCUACACGGCGUCAGCCAUCACUGUCUCUGCCGUCUACCUGCUGCUCAGAGGAUCGUGAGGCGGGAACACAGCGGGAUUAUAAUCCAAGGAACUUCAGUGCCUAUAGCUCCUCCCCCUCCUUCUCCCACUUAACACUUUGAUGGAAAUUUUUUUCCGAUCUGAUCUCAAAAUAAGGAUCUGUUUAAGGAUUUUUCUGAACACGAGCAGAUUUUAAGACGAGUGCCUGGAUUAUCGGACAAAACCAUCGGCCUUUUCGGCCAAUGAGCCGCUGACCUUUGAGGAACCCGACCUGCCGAUGAUCGUCAGAGCAGAACAUGGAUGCAACCAUGCGUUUAUGCAUAUAGGAUGAAAAUGAGAUGCAGAGACACGCCUCUGUUUUAUCUUAAUGUUAUUGACACUGAUGAUGAAGAAGAAUAAAUGACUGGAAAUCUCAUGUAGCACCUAAAA